UCUUCAGUCGCAUUGCCCCACUCAAAGCGUCGAGAUGAAAUCGUUUGUGUUGUGCUCCCUGAUCGCCCUCUUGCUGAUCGAUGUGGCGGUGGUCCAGGUGCGGGCCGACUGCGACGAGACCAAGGGCCCGGACGAAAGCGACUUCAAGCACUUCUUCAAGAGCCUCAGCUGCAAGGUGAAGCAAGGAGCCGAGGAUGUGGCCGAGGUGGCCAAGCCAUACACUGACAAGAUCGGCGAGGGCGCCAAGGACUUUGGCAGCUCCGUGGCCCAAAAGUACGACGAGCUGAAGCACCGUCUCAGCGACGACACCUCCUCCCCGAAGCCCCCGUCGGCGGUGCCCUUCGAUGCGCCCACCGAGAAGGUUCCCCUGGCACCCAUUGCCCCAUCUCAUCCGCCAGCUCUGUAGACAUCCCCGACAUCCAUCUCCAACAGCUGAAACAGGAAACAGCGUCCUGCAGCUUUCAUUUCUUUGUACGAAAAUAAAUGAAUGUUUAUUGAAGUGAU
Messenger RNA from Drosophila miranda, 504 nucleotides. RefSeq lists its product as uncharacterized. The coding region runs from base 35 to 406 and encodes 123 amino acids. NCBI's taxonomy places the organism in Eukaryota, Metazoa, Arthropoda, Insecta, Diptera, Drosophilidae. The transcript is spliced from 2 exons. The record is from RefSeq and is a predicted model, not a curated record.